Agrilus planipennis (emerald ash borer) is the source of this 1167-nucleotide messenger RNA. RefSeq names its product odorant receptor 43a-like. The record is from RefSeq and is a predicted model, not a curated record. Gene Ontology annotation, cellular component: plasma membrane. NCBI's taxonomy places the organism in Eukaryota, Metazoa, Arthropoda, Insecta, Coleoptera, Buprestidae. Gene Ontology annotation, molecular function: olfactory receptor activity; odorant binding. Gene Ontology annotation, biological process: sensory perception of smell; detection of chemical stimulus involved in sensory perception of smell. The transcript is spliced from 5 exons. The coding region runs from base 519 to 1130 and encodes 203 amino acids.
GACUGUGAAAGACGCUGUCAGAGACGCUGAAAGACUCUGAGAGACUUAAAAUUUUUGUCUAGGAGAAAUUCGUACAAUCCACACCUACAAACUGCACAACCCUUAUUGGAUCUGAUUCUUUUACAUAUAUACUAACCCAACGACAAUCCCCUCCGAAGGGUUUACAUUCUCACAAACGUGCACCAAACUGGUGAAAUCUCGAACACUAUAGGAGAUUCCAUAUAGAUACAUUUUUAGAACGAUUAAGUCAAAGUAUUUAAAUAUAGCCUAAUUUAGUGUCAUAACCCAAAUCCUCCACUCUUUCGGUCCUUUUUACUCUAGAAUCAUCUACUUGAAGAUAAUCCUAGAUAACAUUUUAACCACCACAGCUACCGGCAUACAACUACCAACACCGGUGGUCUGUGUUGGGUAGUUGAAGCUGCAUUACUCAUUUGUGUGCCUUUUGAUUUCAUUAAUUUUAAGAACCGAGCAAGCAUGAUGAAUGCAAAUAAUUACUUUUAGGUAUUGAUGCUCUCAUUAUGGCUAUUGAACACGAACUGGCUACUCAUUUUACUCUUUUACAAGGUGCAUUUCGAACAGUUGCAUUUAAGAAACCAACAGAGCAACUAACUGAUGCGAUUGUAUUGGUCAAAAAUCGCAAGAAAAUGCAGCCGGAAGAGUAUAAACUGUUAUCACAUUUAAUUCAUUAUACAAAACAUCUCCAAACUACAAUACAGUUAACAACAGAGGCCGAAGCGCUGUUCACCUUCAUAAAUUUAGGUGCAGUUCUAACUUCUUUGUUGAUCAUAGUUUCAAACUUUUUCACACUUUCUCAAGCACCGUUACGUAGUAGCAGAUUUUUCAGACAAAUUAUAUACAUGGGUGCAAUGGUUUACCAAUUGGGGAUUUAUACAUCAUAUGGAAAUGAAAUUACUUUAAAGAGCGGAGACGUCCUGCAAGGAAUUUAUUUUAGCGACUGGGUACCAAGGAGCCUAGAAUUUAAGAAAACCAUGCUAAUGAAUAUGGCCAGGUUGAAAAAGCCCAUAUACUUUACAAUUGGAAAAUUCUCCCCACUUACUCUGGCGACAUUUGUUUCCAUUUUAAGGGCAGCGUACUCCUUUUUUGCUGUUCUUAAAUCAAGUACUAACUAAUAAAUAAUUCGAAAUAGAACAUAAAAGUCAAAAAAAU